AUGGUAACCGACAGAUCACAGGCUUCCGUUGGCGGCUUUUCAAGUCCGUGUGUGGGCCAGUGUUUCCUCUUUGUUUAUGAUCGUUCUCUCACCAUGAGCGAGACCAGAGGAAACAUUGUGCCUCCUCUUCUGCCCUACAGGUGCAACCAGGAAGAGGAUCUGCUCCAGAGGAACUGCCUGUACCCUCCCAUCCUCCUGCUCAGCUGCAGGACCCAGGGCAUUCCUUACAAAGAGAUCCUGGACCAGCGCCACCGCAGCCCCAGUCAGAUUAUAGGGAGCAACUACAACCCAAGAGCACACGACUUCAACCUCACCAAGCUCCCUACACGCCAAACGCCAUCCUAUUCCUCUUCCCGUGUUCAAGGGCGGACAACGCGUAGGUCUGGGCCUUCAGCGACCUCCAAAGAAGCUCCCAGAGUUCGCCCCUUGAGUCCCACUGAACAGAGAGAGAUCAUGAUACGACAGGAGAACAAGCACAAGAGCCCCGAGCCCACUCACACUGACUUACAGAGGUACGAGUAUUACAUUCAGAGCAUCCCGUGCAGCGUGCUGCCCCCGGAGCCUGCUCAGCAGACACAGCACAUUGUGAGUCUGAGCAGGAGUCCUCUCACUGUGGACAAACACAGGAAGAACAUGCAGCAGUUACAGAAGAACCUGGAGGACGAGGUCAAGCAGCACUACGUCUAUGAACUCAAGAGAAGCAUGGUGGACUACAUUCUGAUGGACCAGGCUGAGCGGCAGAGACUGUCCAUCAGCUCCAUACCGGAGCACUUCCCCUUGCGGGUGAUCCAGGCCCCUGUGCCCUGGGGCCAGAGUUAUAGAGAGACCAGACAAUGGCACCAGAAGCAUCUGUUCACACACAGCCUCAUCACCCUCCUGCUGCAGAGUGCAUGGGCCACACGCUUUUCCUCUCUGCGCUUCGUCCCAGUGCAGGAGCUGUCCUCUGCCGGCCUGCCUCUUCCUCCCUCUGAGUUCGUGGAGCUCAUCCAGAAGCAGUGCAAAAGAACCUGCGAGGAGCUGCUGAAGCAGUGGCUCCCUCACUGUGCCUGGGUGUGCAGGCAGUGUGAGGAGCUGUGGUUGCCCCAUGUGUUGUCUGAGAAGCAGACCUCCUCUGGUCUGACCGAGGAGCUGUUCGGGGCCGUGGCGGCUCUCAUGUCGCUGCAGCUACGGAGCCUGGUCAGCAGCUCUCUGCACGACUUACUCAGCUUCUUCAGCACACACCAGGAGGGGAAUGACUUUGGCCCCGUGCUCCAGGAUCUGCAGUACACUCAGCCUCAGGUACUGCUGGUCAAACUGAUGCUGGAGGGCUCUCACAUCCGCUUUGAGCCCAGUCUGGACCAGUGCUGGCUCAGCAUCCACCAGGCCUUCAUGGAGGUCAUCCAGAGCAGCAAAGACAUACCCCGGGUGGAGUCUGUGCUGUUCCCCAUCCUGGAGCUCCCUCACCUCCUCACUGUCCGACCAGACGAGUCGUGGGUCACAGACAUCCUCCAAGAGGCACGAGAAAUUUUUGACAAGAACUCUGUGGGACCUGAAAAGUACCUGAACUCAUACCACAAAUACAGCGACUUACUGGACGAGAGGGCAAAGUGCGACAUCACAGCGUUCCUGACAGAGAAGCACUCGCUGGAGGGCUUUGCUAAGAAAAUCCAAAGUAUCAAAGUGACCUGGAGAAAGAUCGUCUCGAUGCGAGUGGCCGUGCCUUUGUCCAUGUUUUGUCUGGACGCCGGCCCUUUAAAUGAAGACCUGUGUGAGCGAACCGAGCGGCUCCAAGACCUGUUAGUGACCUUUCUAGUGGACGAGAACAGAGAGCUCAACAACAAUGCUGGUCUCACCCCUGUGCGUCUGCCCUGUGUGCGUCUGCCUGUGUGCGUCUGCCCCGUGUGCGUCUGCCCCGUGUGCGUCUGCCCCGUGUACGUCUGCCCCGUGUGCGUCUGCCCUGUGUGCGUCUGCCCUGUGUGCGUCUGCCCCCUGUGCGUCUGCCCCAUGUACGUCUGCCCCGUGUACGUCUGCCCCGUGUGCGUCUGCCCCGUGUGCGUCUGCCCCCUGUGCGUCUGCCCCGUGUGCGUCUGCCCCGUGUGCGUCUGCCCCGUGUACGUCUGCCCCGUGUGCGUCUGCCCCGUGUGCGUCUGCCCCGUGUACGUCUGCCCCGUGUGCGUCUGCCCCGUGUGCGUCUGCCCCGUGUGCGUCUGCCCCGUGUGCGUCUCCCCUGUGUGCGUCUGCCCCGGGUGCGUCUGCCCCGUGUGCGUCUGCCCCGUGUGCGUCUGCCCCGUGUGCGUCUGCCCCCUGUGCGUCUGCCCUGUGUGCGUCUGCCCCGUGUGCGUCUGCCCCGUGUACGUCUGCCCCGUGUGCGUCUGCCCUGUGUGCGUCUGCCCCGUGUGCAUCUGCCCUGUGUGCGUCUCCCCUGUGUGCGUCUGCCCCGUGUGCGUCUGCCCCGUGUGCGUCUGCCCCGUGUGCGUCUGCCCCGUGUGCGUCUGCCCCGUGUGCGUCUGCCCCGUGUGCGUCUGCCCUGUGUGCAGGAUCUGUCAGAGGUACCAGGACAUCAGUGACACCAUGAGAGGAUUCCCCAGUUCCAAACAGGAGCUGGAGCACCUGGAGAACUUCAUCAAGGAAACCAGUGACGUGACGGUGUACAAGCUCCUUGAAGAGGUCGACGAAGCAAAGAGCCGCCUCUACUUCCUCAUGGAUCACGCCACUUUGUCACCUGAGGAUGUCCGCUUGAACUCCAGUGUGUUCUGGUGGCCCACUGACAUAAAGGCAGAGCUGGACCUGAGCAGGACACGUUUGUUAGACAUGAGAGACCAGGCGGAGCAGGCAGACCAGGCAGAGUGCCAGGAGGAGGACCACUUCCUGUAG
Molecule: messenger RNA, 2853 nt
Organism: Knipowitschia caucasica
Lineage: Eukaryota; Metazoa; Chordata; Actinopteri; Gobiiformes; Gobiidae
Source: the annotation of a GenBank genome assembly